This is a messenger RNA of Alligator mississippiensis (American alligator), 3231 nucleotides long. RefSeq names its product 2'-5'-oligoadenylate synthase 3. The record is from RefSeq and is a predicted model, not a curated record. Gene Ontology annotation, cellular component: membrane; nucleoplasm; cytosol. NCBI's taxonomy places the organism in Eukaryota, Metazoa, Chordata, Crocodylia, Alligatoridae. The transcript is spliced from 6 exons. Gene Ontology annotation, molecular function: 2'-5'-oligoadenylate synthetase activity; double-stranded RNA binding. Gene Ontology annotation, biological process: defense response to virus; regulation of ribonuclease activity; negative regulation of viral genome replication. The coding region runs from base 185 to 1396 and encodes 403 amino acids.
UGCUGGGAGCCCGGCUGCUCGGAGCGGGCUCGGGCAGCGAAGUCCCCCGCCCCCGCCCCCGCCCGCCCGUCCCCUCGGGGCGCUCGCUGGAGCCGGGCUUGAGGAGCGCCCGCCCGAGGGCUGCGGGCAGGGGCCGCCCGGGGCCAGGAAACGAAAGCGAGCCGGGAGCCGGCGCCCCACGGCCAUGGCCCUGUACGAGACGGCCUCGUCGAGGCUGGACCGGCUGAUCCAGGACAGCCUGCAGCCCGACGCCGCCUUCCUGGGCCAGGUGGGCCGCGCCGUGCACGAGGUGUGCGCGUUCCUGCGGGAGCAGUGCUUCGCCGCCCGCCCGCCGCCGCGGCCCCGCGUGCUCAAGGUGGUCAAGGGUGGCUCAUCAGGCAAAGGCACUGCUCUCCGAGGCAGAUCUGAUGCUGACCUCGUAGUAUUUCUCAGCUGCUUCAAAGGGUACAAGGACCAGGAGGAGAACCGCACAGAGAUCAUCUGGGAGAUCAGGAGGAUGCUGGAAAAAUGCCAGCAGGAGAAGCGCUUUGAGGUGAUCAUUGAGGUGUCCAGGUGGGAGAACCCCCGAGUGUUGAGCUUCCAGCUGCGAUCCAGAAUGCUAGAAGAAUCCAUAGAUUUUGAUGUGCUGCCGGCUUAUGAUCCCCUGGGCCAGCAUGUUUCUGGUUACAAGCCCAGCCCUGAUGUAUACCUGGACCUGAUAGGCAGCUGCUCCCGGGGCGGUGAAUUCUCUACCUGCUUCACUGAGCUGCAGCGGGAUUUUGUCAUGGAUCGUCCCACCAAAGUCAAAAGCCUGAUUCGCUUGGUGAAACACUGGUACAAAAAGUAUGUCCGUCCUUACAAAGCGCAGCUGAGACAGGGAGAGUCCCUGCCACCCCAGUAUGCCCUGGAGCUCCUGACUAUCUAUACCUGGGAGAAGGGGAGUGGAGAGACAGACUUCAGCAUGGCCAAGGGCUUUCGGACGGUGCUGGAGCUGAUCCAGCAGUACGAACAACUCUGUGUCUUUUGGACCAUAAAUUAUGGCUUUGAGGAUGAGGCCCUGGGACAGUACCUGCAAUCCCAACUCAGAAAACGCAGGCCCCUCAUCCUGGACCCGGCAGAUCCGACAGGGAUUGUAGGGGAGGGGUGCCGUUGGGACCUAAUUGCAGAGGAGGCCAAGUUCUGCUGUAUCCAGCGCUGCUGCGUGGAUACCUAUGGAGUUCCUGUGCAGCCUUGGGAUGUCUCGCCUGAACAAACCCUCAAAGGGAGCAAGGGAGUCUGUGUUCGCUCUGUGGCUAAGCAUGAAGCACGAAAACAGAAAGCUGCAGAACUUCAGCCUGUGCUGGUCUCUUCCUACAGCAUCCCUGCCUUGGCCCCACAAGAGUUGGAAAAGCAACCCUCCUUUUGCAGCAUACUCUGAGAGGACCCUUUCCUUAUGAGCCUUUUGGCAAUUAAGCCAACUGUCAGGCCGAAGGGAAUGUGGAAGGUAGGCUUUUGGGGGAGGUGGAAUUCCUGGGGUGUCCAGUCCUAUUAUUCAAGCUACCCUAAGCUGGGUAAGUCUCCUCUCUGUAAGGAUGUGACUAGGUGCUAUAGCUCUCUUGCAAGAAUAGGGCACAAUCACUGCAUCUCUGUCAUAAGUGGAUGGGACUCCCUGAUAAACCUCAGUAUCCCUAUCAUCCAUAGAAAGCCAUAGGACAAUAAUGCUGGAAGGACUUUAGGAGGUAAUCUAGUCCAGCCCACUGCUCUGGGUAGAAUCAUCCUGUCAGAACCAUCUUUGUCUAGCAUCUUUUUUAAAGAACCUACGCUGCAAGAGAUUCCCAAACCUCUCCCUGCUUAUGAGUGGAAAGGUCUUCCUAAGUAACUUUUAAUUCCCUUAAUGCAAUUUAAGCCCACUACUUCUUGUUCUGUCCCCUGUAGAGACAGAACGAUUGAUACCCUACCCUCCACUUUCAUCAGCAUUUCUAUCUGCUGCAAGGCACAUAUCUAAUGUACCUGCCUGUGCUGGGCUGGUGGGCUCCCAUAUCUCUUUAUAAUUUGCCUGAAGCAGGCCCAUAGAUUUAUGUGAAUCUUUGUCUGCUGAGCAUACCUGCUGCUGCACCCUUCUCACUACAGCAGAAGGGUUUGUCCUGUCCUAAAACUUAAGAACUCUAUCACUUUGUGCCUCAUCCUCAGGAUGGCAUUUGGAAAUGGCCUGACAGAGCAAAGGGAAUCCUAAGCAUUUGAUCUCAAACUCCCACCAUUCCUUGCAAUGCCAGGGGAUAUCCAUCGACCAAAAAUGUCCUUAAGGCAGGGUGCAGAAGGUUGGGAGCACAGCAGUGUUCUGUGCUUUUGAUGAUGCAGUGUGGCUGUGUGGACACGGACACGAACAUUCAGUAGUCUCAGUGGCAUGCUAGUUACACUCUCAGCAUGCAGAGCCUGGACUGGACUCCUACUUGGAGUCCAUUCCUACAUGAAGUCUUCCUACUUGGAGGACUUCAUUCUCUUUGCCCUGUGAUCCACAGCACAGGGAGGGCCUGCUUGUGCGGUUUUGCUCAAGAUGGAGAGUCAAGGCCUGUCUGUGCUCACUCAGUGCCAUUUCCAGUUUGUAUGCCAGCUGGCAUGCCUUGUCCCUGAAGUGUAAGCCACCGUAAUGAGAUCUCUACAAAAGUACCUCCUUGAAAUGUAGCACGUUAUCUGCAUCAUCAUCCUGGGCCCUGCCCCUCAUGGCUUAGAGUGCAUCAACUAAAAGGGUUUACACAUCAAUGCCAGCUUGGUCAGUCAAGGUGUACAACUUCAGGGUUUUUUCCCAACUCCAUUCUGCCCCCUGGGGGAAAUUUGCCUGCAGCUGAAGUGAAUGACUGCCCCCCACUGCUCUUCAGGGCCUUGGCAUGCCCAUUCUUACCCUGGCUUAUGAAGCCUUUCACUGGGCACAUGCAUGCCAGGAAGAAAUUGCUCAACUACUGGCUUGAUCAUGGAAGGCACUUCAAGCCACAGUGGAAAGCAGUUGAAGCACACCUGGAUGCCAAUGAGGGCUGUCUGCCCUGGGUAGUUGUAUCAUGCUGCAUCCUGCACAAUAUUUCCAAAGUCAAGGUGGCAAACUCUCCGUAGUCCUAAGCAGAGGGAAUGUGGCUCCUCGGUGACUUUCCUUGGCGGGGCUGGGGGGUGGGGUGGAGUGGAGGGCUGGGAGGGCACAAGCAAAUGAGGAGUGAAACAGAGAACACAAGUAUGGCUGGUAAACAAACCAAAGCUUUUAUUAAAUGAUGAAGAUAGUCAAAA